Molecule: messenger RNA, 1363 nt
Organism: Drosophila ananassae
Lineage: Eukaryota; Metazoa; Arthropoda; Insecta; Diptera; Drosophilidae
Product: parkin coregulated gene protein homolog
Exons: 4
Coding region: 247-1047 (266 amino acids)
Molecular function (GO): Hsp90 protein binding; Hsp70 protein binding
Source: RefSeq, a predicted model, not a curated record
GUUCAGUCUUCUAGCCAUUCAACCUGCGAGGAUUGGCAUUUUCACGCAGUAGCCCAUUCAAAACACAUCGGUCUGGAUUCUCUUCAAAAAAAGCCUAUAACUUCAGUCUCAACGGAUUUUUCGCCCUGAAAACUUUGAGUCCUAAGCUCCACACACUACCUUUUAUACUUCAGUUUAGUUUUUAUUUUAUUUUAAGUUGUCUUUGAUUUGCGAUUAGUGAGAUACGACCAGAGAUACACCAGUAAAAUGUGCUCCAACACAAAAGAACGUGCCACUCGACUCCACGAACCUGGCAGAGUAUGUCGGGAGUUUUUAUACCUUCGCUCCAAGGUGCCCACUAGAGAAGUACCAGCUUUUACACACCAGGCUCUACAGCCCAACACUGUGGUGAAGCCACCUCCCAAAAUUGACAUCUUCAAGCGGAAACCUGUGAAGGAGACUGUCUUCAAGAUCUACUUCAACCGGGGCGACAUUCCGUGCGUUAUGUCCGGACGGAGCAGCAAACAGGACCCGACCAAGGAGCGGCCAGUAAAGUGGCACUGUGUACCCGAGGACCUCGACUACUGCUACUAUCUGCCCAUCUUUGUGGACGGACUGGCGGACAUGGAUAGCGACACACGGUUGCUGGCCAUCAAUGGGGCCAUGGAUCUCAUCAUGAGAUCGCCGAAAAAGGUCCUGCCCGUGCUGCCCAAGCUGAUCCUGCCGCUGAAGAGGGCCUUUCAGACACGGGAUAAGAAAAUCAUCAUAUCUGCCCUUCAGGUCAUCCAGCUGAUGGUGCGUUUGGGCCCCUGUGUGGGUCAGGCUCUCGUCCCCUUCUACCGGUCCCUGCUCGCCGUGUGCAACCUGUACAAGAAUAUUAACGUAAACCUGGGCGAGGGCAUUGAUCCCGACCGCAGCUGCCGCAUAGGUGACGUCAUCGAGGACACCCUCAAGCUGCUGGAGUACUGCGGUGGUCCGAACGCCUUCAUCAACAUCAAGUACAUGGUGCCCACCUACGAGAGCAGCGUCUUCCCCAAGUGCGAGGCGCCGGAGCCCCGAGAAGCCUGAAGUCUCUGCUUUCCGAGCUUUUCUGAGCAUCUUCCCUAACACUCCACUUCUGAGUUUGACUUUGGAUUCCGAUUGGGUUUUAGUUAAAUACUCGCGCCAGAGUGAAAAACAACUAAAUUGGAAUGUGAAAUUUGAAAUUAGAGUAGAGUAAAAACACCAAAUUUUAGGCAACAGAUGACAAAGUAUAUUUGUUAUGUGGAAUUUUAAAGCUUAAAAAUGAAAACUCUUUAAAUCCCGUAAUGUAUGCUCACUUUUUAAAUCAUCUCAGAUCCAUAAAAUUAUUCAAUCAGUAUGAAAUAUAUAUUAUUUCUUUUAA